AUGUAUUGCCAGAAAUGUCGGACCCCGUUGAAGUUGGACAACUCGCUUGAGUCGCUCAAUCCAGCGGCCUUUGACUUGCUCGUCGGCUCAACGGGCAAAUCCAACCCAGAGAACACGGCCACUUCCUCCACGCGCCUAUCGUAUCCCCCCGACAGACGAGAGCUCUACGAUCGGGUCUCCAAGAAUGCUACAGCACCAGUCUAUCGAAGAUCAAUUCCCGCGCCUCGGCCUGCCAGCAAUGGGCAGAGUCAUCCUUCCCGACUAGGCCGGGGGGACAGCGGCAACAUGUCGUUUGUGAUGCUCACAGAGUCCCAGGUUGGACCGCCCCACGCUUCGAGCACAAACGGAGAAGGUCAAGCAUGGGGGAACCAGCGGGCAUCCGGCGCUCAACCCAGUGAGCGCGAACAAGAAGACGGAGCCUUCUCAGAUCAAGUGGAAAGGACAAAUCGACUCUUCGAGGUUAUAACUGCCCGUUCCGAUAUCGAUCAUCCCGUCUGUGUUGAGUGCACGGAGAUGCUUGUGGACGGUUUACAGAAGCGGCUUGUUUCUGCGACCAAGGAGCGGGAUGCCUACAUCUCAUUUCUGAGGGAUCUGAACUCAUCGGUUCCUAGCGCUGAGGAACUUGAGGCGGCUGAGAAGUCGCUCAAGGAAACUUUGGAAGCGGAGGAGGCGGCGUUCGCAGAACUAGUUGAGCUGGAGAAGGAGAAGGCUGCGUUGGACGAGGAGAUUGCUGAUCUGGAGGAACAGUCGCAGCAGCUAGACCUCGAGGAAGAGAAGUUCUGGCGGGACCGGAACGCGUUCGCGUUGACGCUCUCCGAGUUUCAGAAUGAGCGCGAUGCCUUGAAUAUGCGGUACGACCAUGAUUCACGCCAGCUGGAACGGCUACAACGAACAAAUGUCUACAAUGACGCCUUUUGCAUAGGCCAUGACGGCUACUUUGGGACCAUCAAUGGUCUGCGACUGGGUCGUCUGACUAACCCCUCAGUGGAGUGGCCCGAGAUCAACGCUGCUUGGGGCCAAACAGCGCUCCUGCUGGCCACCAUCGCUGAGAAAUUGGGAUUCGAGUUUCAAGGAUACCGAGUGAAGCCAAUGGGGUCGAUGUCGAGGAUCGAGAAGAUCGAGGAUCCUCGGCCGUCGCCAGCCCAGUCUGUGCUUGGGGGUGGUACCGCAGACGCUUCGGCGGCUCCCAAGAUCACCACGCUCGACCUGUUCUCUUCCGGCGACCUGCCACUCAAUCUUCCCUGGCUUCACCGCCGGUUCGAUGCGGGCAUGGUCGCCUUUCUCGAAUGUUUACGUCAGCUGGGUGAAUUUGUGGAGUCGACGCCGCCGCCGGUCUCUUCGACUCGCCGGGGUCACGGCAACACUGCUGCAACAGGCCUGAAGCUGCCGUACGAGAUCAAACGCGACAAAAUCGGCGAUGCGAGCAUCAAACUGGGAUUCAACCAGAAUGACGAGACCUGGACGCGAGCCUGCAAGUACACGCUGACAUGUUGCAAAUUCUUGCUCGCGCAUGCAAGCAAUGUGGCCAGUGCUGGCUCCAGUAACUCUGCUGCCGUGGCGGCUGCAGCCGUUGCAGCCGGCGAACAGGCCAGGCUCGCUACGGCGAGUCCUACUAGGAAGUAG
This is a messenger RNA of Aspergillus clavatus NRRL 1, 1623 nucleotides long. Its product is annotated as beclin 1. Gene Ontology annotation, biological process: cellular response to nitrogen starvation; autophagy; autophagosome assembly. The transcript is spliced from 2 exons. The coding region runs from base 1 to 1623 and encodes 540 amino acids. The record is from RefSeq and is a predicted model, not a curated record. Lineage: Eukaryota; Fungi; Ascomycota; Eurotiomycetes; Eurotiales; Aspergillaceae. Gene Ontology annotation, cellular component: phosphatidylinositol 3-kinase complex, class III, type II; phagophore assembly site; phosphatidylinositol 3-kinase complex, class III, type I.